Molecule: messenger RNA, 999 nt
Organism: Fusarium pseudograminearum CS3096
Lineage: Eukaryota; Fungi; Ascomycota; Sordariomycetes; Hypocreales; Nectriaceae
Exons: 1
Coding region: 1-999 (332 amino acids)
Biological process (GO): translation
Cellular component (GO): ribosome; mitochondrial large ribosomal subunit
Molecular function (GO): structural constituent of ribosome
Source: RefSeq, a predicted model, not a curated record
AUGCCUCCCCGACUGCCAAUCCGUCUGGCCCUCCCCCGGCCAUGCGCCGUUGCCGCCCGCCCUCUCCUCCUCCCGCUCACAGCCACCCGUGGUGUAAAGUACGGAUGGACCACGGCUCCUCCUCGUAACAAGCACAAGCGAUUCAAUCAGCCUUCUUCCGGUCUUCCUGCUCUCACCUCCGGCCCCGCUGCUGCUCUGAAGCGAAGGGAGAACACUACGCCUCUACGAUCUGGAGUUCUCGCUGUUAAGAAGGGCAUGACGAGCAUGUUUGUUGGAAAGAUUCGUGUACCUUGCACUGUUUUGCAGCUCGAUCAGGUCCAGGUCGUCGCCAACAAGACUCGAGAGAAGAACGGCUACUGGGCUGUGCAGAUUGGCCAGGGUGCGCGUGACGGUCGAAACGUUACCAGCCCAUUGCUAGGUUACUACGAGGCCAAGGGCAUUGCACCCAAGGCUGAGCUCGCCGAGUUCAAGGUCCGAGACAAGGAUGGUCUGCUGCCCGUCGGCGUUCAAAUUCUGCCCGAUUGGUUCAAGAAGGGCCAGUAUGUCGAUGUCAAGGGCCGAUCGCGGGGUAUGGGUUUCGCCGGUGGUAUGAAGCGCCACGGCUUCUCCGGUCAGGAAGCUUCCCACGGUAACUCCAAGAACCACCGAACAAUCGGUACAACAGGUCCCUCGCAGGGUAGCGGCAGUCGAGUCAUGCCCGGCAAGAAGAUGCCUGGUCGCAUGGGUAACGAGUUCGUGACGGUACAGAACCUCAAGGUCAUGAUGGUGGAUAACGAAUUGGGAAUUGUAUUGGUUGGUGGACCUAUUGCCGGCCCCAAGGGCCGUGUCGUCCGUCUCCAGGACUCCAAGAAGCGAAAGGCCCCUCCCCAGCCUCAUCGUGAGGCUGCUCUCAAGACCCUGAUAGAGCGACACCCUGAUCACGAGGCGAACCUCCAGGCGGCGCGGGAGAAGCAUCUCCAACUGAAGAGCAAGAGAGAAGAGGCACAGCUAAGAGGCUAA